AUGCCACCAAAAGCUGCCGCUGAGUCGAAGCGUCGCAGUACUCCGCGAAGAAAGGUUGCUCUGGCCUGCGACUCGUGCAGAGAGAAGAAGAUCCGGUGCGAUGGGAACAAGCCCAUCUGUGGGCCAUGCACCAGACGGGCGUAUCGGAUCGACCAGUGCGUCUACAGCUCGGAUAACGCCCGGUCUGCCAGCAGAGACGAAUAUUUUCAGACCCUUUGUCAGCGAAUCAGAGGACUGGAAGACGCCUGUUUGAGGGCCGGGGUCUCUAUCGACUCAUCGGAUCCCCAGACUCGAUGUGAACUCAGAGAUCCCAGCAGACACGGUAGAGACCCAGCUGAGGACAGUCCACAACCUGUCGAGACUGCUGGACUAAAUCCAGUCACACCGGGGCAUCCGGUGCCAAACGGACAGAGUGACAGGGCAAAUAGCCAGUCUGGAUCCGUAGAAGAGACUGCGGAGAGUACCCAAAAUGCAGCCUACGAAUCGCCGUUGUUCGACGAUGGGGGAGGCCACAUUACGGGCAUGGGCCAGAUUACAGCCCUGGACGAUGGAGCCAGGCGCCAGUCGUCUCGAUUUCAAUUCUAUGGCAGUUCUUCCACAGCCUCGCUCAUGCGGUUUGCCUGGCAGUCGAUGCCUUCGCAGCCAGUGAAUUCUUCGUGCCCCGAACGUAUGUCCAGUACUCUCCAGGAUACUUUCACUGAGUACCGGUUCGACGAUUUUGCGCUGCCACCGCGCACACUGGCAGACCACCUCGUCGGCUGCUUUUUCAGCCACGUCUACACCCUCUAUCCAUUCUUCGACCGUCCCGCAUUUGAAGCGGCAUAUAGAAAUCUGUGGCGUGCUGAGGAUGAGGCGGCGGUCCCUCUCACAGACCUGAGAAUUGGACUGGGUUCAGCCGCAGAAUCUGGGCCUAGAUCAAUCCUCUUCCAUUGUGCAUUAAAUUAUAUCUUUGCCUUGGGCUGUCAGUUUGCGGAUAUUGCCCCGGAGGAAGUCGAGCACGUUGCGAACUCCUUCUUCCUUCGAGGGAAGCGGUUUAUUGGACUCGAUUUGCUUGACAUCAAUACCCUUGGUGUGGUUCAGACUUUACUGAUCACGGCACUUUUUCUGCAGAGCUCUCCCUAUCCCAGCCGCUGCUGGCAUUCCGUCGGGGUUGCUUGCAGGGUUGCCCUGGGCCUAGGACUGCAUGAGUCGGAUACCCUUGCCACCUUGACGCCUUUGGAGUCUGAUAUUCGGCGCCGAACCUGGCAUGGCUGUGUGAUGAUGGAUGUCACUCUGAGCAUGACAUAUGGCAGACCAACCAUGACGACUCAUCUGGCUCCUCUUCCCCCUCCGGAUGGUUUCGAUACCUCCCGUCCAGACGGGCCCAGUAACUGGACACUGAUGGCAUUCUAUACUGAGGCCAUUAAGCUUUACGGUAUCCUAGACAGAAUACUAUCUGAUGUAUACUCCGCUUGGCGUGGCCGGUCAUGCCAGGGUCAAUCACAGUCCCCGACGAGGAGCCUGGGAGGCCUAGACGUCGUCCUUGAGAUCGAACGACAACUCACUCUAUUCGAGGCCAAUCUUCCGUCGUUCCUUAAGUGGAACUCGGGCAUGCAUUCAGAUAGAGGCCUGGGUCAGGCAAUUUCUCAGCAGAGAAAUGUUCUUCAUGCGAGAUACGUGCAUCUCCACCUCCUUCUACAUCGUCCUAUCUUCACCCAGCUGUACUCGGAACGAGUACGCGAGCGCGAGUCCACAGGUGAGAGCAACUCACAAGAGAGCCCGGCUGCUCAGAACCUCGCAACUCGGCGCACCUUGUACUCGUCUAUGGCUACCAAGUCUGCAACGGCCUGCGUGAUGGCAGCGAUUGACCUCACGCACCUCGUCCACGAGACCUACCACACCAAUGCGACUGAUGCAUGGUGGUACAAUGGAUUCUAUGUGUCAACCGCCGCAAUAGUCCUCCUCAUGUCCUUCUCCGCCCCGUCAAUGCUCCGUCCAUCCGCCAUGGAUAAAGCCCGAGAAGCCUGGAGAGAAGCAACAAGCGUUCUAGAGUCCAUGGCUACAGUGAGCGUGUCCGCAAGCAACACACUCCGAUUCCUCCGUGCUGCGUAUCGCCAGGCGGUUUCCGGUUAUGGUGACGUCCAACAAACAGAAGCAGGGGAUCGCGCUGCCAAUUCUAAUUGUAAUUCUGCUUCGUUUCAGUUGCAUCUGAAUGACAUGGGCCAAACUCAUGAUCCGUUUGAUCACCCAGAUCAUGACCUAAUGCAAGUGCCGUUUUUCAAUUGGGAGGAAUAUGUGGCGAAUAUGGGACAAGGGCAGGGACAGGGGCUGGAUGAUUUAGGGUUCUUGACGAGGCUCGACUUUCCUGAUACUUUAAGUUAA
Messenger RNA from Aspergillus puulaauensis, 2361 nucleotides. RefSeq lists its product as uncharacterized. The record is from RefSeq and is a predicted model, not a curated record. Gene Ontology annotation, cellular component: nucleus. Gene Ontology annotation, biological process: DNA-templated transcription; positive regulation of transcription from RNA polymerase II promoter by galactose. Bases 1 to 2361 code for a protein of 786 amino acids. NCBI's taxonomy places the organism in Eukaryota, Fungi, Ascomycota, Eurotiomycetes, Eurotiales, Aspergillaceae. Gene Ontology annotation, molecular function: DNA-binding transcription factor activity, RNA polymerase II-specific; RNA polymerase II cis-regulatory region sequence-specific DNA binding; zinc ion binding. The transcript is spliced from 5 exons.